Saccostrea echinata is the source of this 2578-nucleotide messenger RNA. RefSeq names its product tetratricopeptide repeat protein 27-like. The record is from RefSeq and is a predicted model, not a curated record. NCBI's taxonomy places the organism in Eukaryota, Metazoa, Mollusca, Bivalvia, Ostreida, Ostreidae. Gene Ontology annotation, molecular function: protein binding. The transcript is spliced from 24 exons. The coding region runs from base 67 to 2562 and encodes 831 amino acids.
AAUUCAAGAUGGCUGCUUCCUUUUGAAUCAACACGUGAAUUUUGUAAACAUUGUCCAAAUAUUGAUAUGGAAGGAGAUCUAAAACGAAUAAGAGAACUUGAGACAUUGAUUUUGAGUGUUGUAUCCAGAAGAGAAUUGACUGUGCCUGAACCAAAUGAAGUUGUCAAAUGUGUACUGAGUGGCGAUUAUGCUAAAGUAUUCCAGUACCCUCUUGUUAAAGAUUUACUUCAGAGAAAUGGAACGUCUAUACCCCUUCUUAAAAACUCAGUAGCAGAAAAUGUAAAGAGGAUCAUAACCCAGACAGACAAACAGACAACAGCAGAAUGUGAACUGGAGAUUUUGUGUGUAGCUAUUGCCUGUCUACAGUUCUUUGUUUGUCAGAACUGGUUAGGACCUCUGUCCUGUUUCUCUGAGGACCUCAUCAACAUAAUUUCUGAUUCUAAUAAUGUGGAUCAAUGUCGUAAAGAGAUUUGCCAGGAGAUGAUGUGUGAUGGGGAGGAGGUUUACAGCCUCUGUCAGGGGAUUGAGUUCCUCUUUGUGGCUCAAUGUGUCCUCGCUGGGUGCCAGACUCAUACACAUAGUUUACAGACAGUUGAGUGGUGGAUUCUGAGGAGUGUGUAUGUCUACCAACAGAUUCUGGAGGAUAAAUGUGCCUCCCUCAGGGAGCAGGUACAUGCUUUAAUUGACACAGUCUCAAAGAAAGAGCCCCUGAUGACAGAUGAUAGAAACAGGGAUUUACUGACACAGUUUCAUAUCGAGGCUGGUUAUAUUGGACACACUUUCUUUGAUUAUAAGUUGGCUCAUGAACACCUCCUUGCUGCCAAGAAAUGUACAGGGCUACAGAUAAACUUAACUGGUGCCAUGGGAAAGAGAACCAGAUUCCAAACAGAAGACAAAGCCCAACUUGUUCUGGAAGUCAGAAGGGGUGAGGGGGGAACCAAACAAGAGAGUACAGUCAAAACCAAACUCCCAAAGAUUUUAAAUUUAGAUGAUGACACAGUUUUAGAAGCCAUCAAUUUGACAGAACCAGGAACAGAGUUUGCUGUAGACAUGUCACCUGUGGAACAAGCUGUUGUUAUAGCAACUAUGGAGGAUCAUUUGAGGACACAUGCCAGUCAGGAGAGGCUUACGGAGGAGGAAGCUGCUGCCCAUAUAGAGUGUGUUUUAUCUCAGACAAAGUGCUGGAGUGUUACGUUGGCCUGCCUCUAUCGACGCUCGUGUUUGGAGAAAGGAAGUUGUCGACGCGUGGAGAGGUCAAUGAUGCAGAUCGAGGAGUUGAUGAAUCAGAUGAAAACUAAUGACCCCCCAGCAUCAGACAGGCUCUUCUUGUUCUUCUCUGUGAAGCUUCCACCAUUUUGGAAACUAGAGAGACAACUAGCUGAGCUGCUAUUAAGUAUUGGGGCCAUCGGUGGUGCUCUAGAGGUGUUUGAAAGACUACAGUUAUGGGAAGAUGUCAUCACCUGCUACAAAAGGCUGGGCAAAAUGGAAAAGGCUGAGACUUUGAUUCGUGAUCAGCUGGCGAUACAGGAGACUCCAAACUUGUGGUGUUUCCUUGGUGAUGUAACACGUGACGUUAAUCACUACAUUAAAGCCUGGGAAAUGUCUGGACACAAACACACACGAUCUCAGAGGUGUAUGGGGUACCUCUAUAUGGCACAAGAAGAGUAUGAGAAGUGUAUCGAGUGUUUCCAGAAAUCGCUAAGCAUCAACUCACUCCAGGUGCCCGUGUGGUUCACUCUCGGCUGUGCCUGUAUGGCGGCCAAGAAGUUUGAGGAAGCAGUGAGAGCUUUCAAACGAUGUGUUAACAUUGAUACAGAUAAUUUUGAAGCCUGGAAUAACAUGGCCUCAGCUUAUGUUCAACUGAAAGACAAGAAAAAGGCCCUACUGACCCUGAAGGAGUCCAUUAAAUGCAACUAUGAAAAUUGGAGAGUGUGGGAAAAUUUACUAGUGGUUGCCACAGACUGUGGGGAGUUUGAGGAGGCCAUUCGGGCGUAUCAUCGCCUGAUUGAUCUUAAAGAAAAAUGGACGGAUGUAGAGGUUCUAGCAGUUCUAGUGAAGGGUGUAACAGGGGAAUACAGGGAUCCUCAGGGCAAUCCUACCAGUCAAUAUAAAACCAGGCUACUUGAACUGUUUGGCAGAAUAACAGCCAAAGUGCCAAGUAAUGGGGAGAUAUGGAGGUUGUAUUCUGAGCUGACAAACAGUUUGGAGAACCAGACACCUGAAACACAGCAAAAGGUCUUGCAGUAUCUUCAGAAAUCACAAAGAUGUUUGACACAGGAAGUGAACUGGGAGAAGUCAUUAGACAAAUGUAAACAUAUAGGGGAGCAGUCAUUGGAACUAGCUGAUUUAUAUCUAGGAUUCAGCAGUGGAUCUACAGAGGAAUCGCUUCCCCUUCUCCAGUCAGCUAAAAUGAUGCUAAAGAAUGUACAGGCCAAAAUCAAGCUGGCUCACACAGACCCUAUCUCUGACUCCAUACCCUCUGAAGACCUCAGGGAACUAGUCAACAAAAUGGAGGACAAAUUACAAACCAUCAUAGCACGUGUAAAAGAACUGAAACAAUAAAUUAUUUUUAUGUGUU